This is a messenger RNA of Lactuca virosa, 551 nucleotides long. NCBI's taxonomy places the organism in Eukaryota, Viridiplantae, Streptophyta, Magnoliopsida, Asterales, Asteraceae. The record is from the annotation of a GenBank genome assembly.
AUGAUCAUGGAUUGGAUAAAGUUAAAGAAGAAUCAGAUGCGGAAUAUUGGGUUAUUAUUAUUUGAAAAUGCCAUUGAAAACCAGAGAAAGAGGAGCAAUUGGAAAAAAGAAGCAAUUCAUAUGAAGAUGGCUUGGUAUAACUUGAGAGUUUGGUAUACAUGCGAUCUUCCACCUUCAUCGUUUGGAGCACAUGUCCAUGCAACUAUUGUUUGUACAUCAUCAGUACCCAGUCCACCAACUCAAGGAACAUAUGUUGCUGCACAUGGGAUUUACAUUUCUUAGAUCAUCCAUCUAAAGCAAAAAAUUUGUUGGCAGCUAGAGGUCUGUAACAUGAAAGGAACCCUCAAACAUUGAGUUUUAUGAGUGGUAAAUUUGGCAAGUGGUAAUUAAGAACAAAAUGAAUAGGUAUCCAAAUUUAUUUCGGUUUUCAAACUAUGAGUAAAAAAUGUGCAAGUUCAACUGUUUGAAGACAUAGUUUUCUUCUUCUGAUUUGUUGAAAUCCUCCUCUUAACAUGGUGUUAUUCUUUUUUUCUUAUGUAGUUUUGUAGGUG